This is a messenger RNA of Rattus rattus (black rat), 3033 nucleotides long. RefSeq names its product leucine-rich repeat-containing G-protein coupled receptor 6. Bases 1 to 1749 code for a protein of 582 amino acids. Gene Ontology annotation, cellular component: membrane. Gene Ontology annotation, molecular function: G protein-coupled receptor activity; protein-hormone receptor activity. The transcript has 5 exons. NCBI's taxonomy places the organism in Eukaryota, Metazoa, Chordata, Mammalia, Rodentia, Muridae. The record is from RefSeq and is a predicted model, not a curated record. Gene Ontology annotation, biological process: G protein-coupled receptor signaling pathway.
AUGCAGGCAGAAAGUGUGCAGGGCUGGUGCAUGGUCUUUGUGCACACUGGCCACACCCUCAACAAAGCCCUGCCCCCUCAACAGUCCCAUGGACUGCCAAUAACCCUGAUCACCCACUGUCCUAGGGACCUGACUGACAACCAGCUGACCACACUGCCCCUGGCUGGGCUGGGAGGCUUGAUGCACCUGAAGCUCAAGGGGAACUUGGCCCUGUCUCAGGCCUUCUCCAAGGACAGUUUCCCCAAACUGAGGAUCCUGGAGGUGCCUUACGCCUACCAGUGCUGUGCCUAUGGCCUCUGUGCCAACUUCUUCAAGACCUCUGGGCAGUGGCAGGCCGAGGACUUUCAUGCAGAGGAAGAAGAGGCACCAAAGAGGCCCCUGGGUCUCCUUGCUGGACAAGCUGAGAACCACUAUGACCUAGACUUGGAUGAGCUCCAGAUGGAGACAGAGGACUCAAAGCCACACCCCAGUGUCCAGUGCAGCCCUGUUCCAGGCCCCUUCAAGCCCUGCGAGCACCUCUUUGAGAGCUGGGGCAUCCGCCUUGCUGUGUGGGCCAUCGUGCUGCUCUCGGUACUCUGUAACGGGCUGGUGCUGCUUACAGUCUUUGCUGGCGGGCCCAGCCCGUUGUCUCCUGUCAAGCUUGUGGUGGGUGCGAUCGCUGGCGCCAACGCCCUAACGGGCAUUUCCUGCGGCCUCCUGGCCUCAGUGGACGCCUUGACCUUCGGCCAGUUCGCGGAGUAUGGAGCCCGCUGGGAGACCGGGCUAGGCUGCCAGGCUACGGGCUUCCUAGCCGUCCUGGGGUCGGAGGCGUCGGUGCUGCUGCUCACACUGGCGGCCGUGCAGUGCAGCGUCUCUGUGACCUGCGUCCGGGCCUACGGGAAGGCGCCGUCGCCGGGUAGCGUCCGCGCAGGCGCACUGGGAUGCUUGGCGCUGGCUGGGCUGGCCGCCGCGCUGCCGCUGGCCUCGGUGGGGGAAUAUGGUGCCUCCCCGCUCUGCCUGCCCUACGCCCCUCCCGAGGGCCGCCCGGCAGCCCUAGGCUUCGCCGUAGCCCUGGUGAUGAUGAACUCGCUCUGCUUCCUGGUGGUGGCCGGUGCCUACAUCAAGCUCUACUGCGACCUGCCUCGGGGUGACUUUGAGGCCGUGUGGGACUGCGCCAUGGUGCGGCAUGUGGCCUGGCUCAUCUUUGCAGAUGGCCUCCUCUACUGCCCCGUGGCCUUCCUCAGCUUUGCCUCCAUGCUGGGCCUCUUCCCGGUCACCCCCGAGGCUGUCAAGUCGGUCCUUCUGGUGGUGUUGCCUCUGCCCGCCUGCCUGAACCCACUGCUCUACCUGCUCUUCAACCCUCACUUCCGGGAAGACCUUCGGAGGCUCUGGCCGAGCCCUCGGUCCCCGGGGCCUCUAGCUUAUGCUGCAGCCGGUGAGCUGGAGAAGAGCUCCUGCGACUCCACCCAAGCGCUGGUGGCUUUCUCUGAUGUGGAUCUUAUCCUGGAAGCUUCUGAGGCUGGGCAGCCUCCUGGGCUAGAGACCUAUGGCUUCCCUUCAGUGACCCUCAUCUCCCGUCAUCAGCCAGGGGCUACCAGGCUGGAGGGAAACCAUUUUGCGGAGCCUGAUGGAACCAAGUUAGGGAACCCACAACCUCCCAUGAAUGGAGAACUGCUGCUGAGGGCCGAGGGAGCCACAUUGGCAGACUGUGGCUCUUCUGCAGGUGGAGCCCUCUGGCCCUCUGGCCCUCUCUUUGCCUCUCACUUGUAAAUACCCCCCCCAUUUGUCCUCCCUCCUCCCAAUGAUGGCUGCUUAUAAAAGAAAGACAACUACAGCUCCACAGCAGAAUGGCCAACGCCCCUGGCUCCAUUGUUCACCCUGGCCAUAACAAUGUGUGCUUCCAGGUCUUGCUUUGUCUUGGCCUUCAGCUUCACGGUCGCCCUGGGCCUUCCCUGUCCAAUCCGAGUAUGUAUGACAGAGACCUGGGAAAUUUACUUAGGAGAAAGGAGGAAAGCAAAAGACAGUGAAGGCUGUGGGAGGCUGACAGAGUUGCGACCAGUGAGUACACAGUGAGCGGGGAGGCCUCACAGAGAAAGGCAUUGGAAGACAACUACCAAAGACAUUGGAGUGUCCCGCCUACGGCGUGUGGGUAGCAUAGAAAACGUGUUCUGCGUCCCACCAAUCUUGACCUAUGCUGUGCCAAAGGGCUUCCAGUUAAGAUACGCUUUGGGAGACAUUGCAUAUUAUUGCCCCUUUCUUAGAGUCAUGGGGUCAUGUUAGUGUCUAAAAGGUCCUGAGAAUUAGGACCUUUUGGCUUAAUGAUGACAGCAGUUAAAUGUAAUUAUUUGAUGAUAGGUUUCUGUUUGCUUUUCAUGGAACACUUACAAAUCUCUCGCAGAACUUAGCACGGUUUUCUCCCAGGGACCUCGUCUUAACACCGUGGAGUGCAACCCUAUGACAUCGCAAGAUGCCACCCUCUUCGAAAGCCCCUAAGAAGCCAAGCGUCAGAGGUGACUGGCAUCAUCAGGACAGAUUUUGCAUUCUGCUCCUCUCCCACCCCACUUAUCCUACUGGGGCAGACACCUGCAGAGCCUGCCUCAGUCCCACAGGUGGGGUGGAGAGAAAGAGAUCCUUGUGCGUGCUCCCAACCCAACCCCAAGCAAUAAUGAAAUUUCUGCCCUCAGCAAGACAGGAUUCUAAGGUCCUGGCAAGAUUUGCACUGCUCUAUGGGCUUCCCCAACUCUUACAUUACCUUCAUAUGGUUUUACACUGUAUGCAUCUCACCACAGCCCGGAACCUUUCUUCUCAUCCCAAUCCUGUUUGAGGGGGCGGGGGGCAGGGACGGACAACCCAAGACAAGGGAUAUUUGUGUUGUGGGUAUUGCAUCUUAUGGAGGGCUGUAGCUAACUGGGACUCCUGGGUGACCCCAACAGGCCUUUGAUCCUCUGUCUCUCCCCUCUUGAUCUUUCUUACCUUAUGCUUCCCCAAGUGCAGCUGAGGGACUACACAGUGGCUCCGCCCCACUCAAACACAGGAAAUCAAUCUCAGGAGAGG